CGCGGGAUGUGGUGAAGAAAGACUUACAUCGAGAAACCAAAGGGUGCGUGCGUGAAGGAAACCAGUGUGUUGUGUGUGUGAGUGCGUGUGUGUGUGUGCAGUGCUCCACCCUUUACCAAAUUGGUGGUGUGGAAACCAAUUAGCCAUUCAGUGAGACAUCUCGAAUUGAAACACAGAUACCGACCAGUGUUGUGUUGUGGCACGGCGAGGCAAGGCAAGUGUUGUGCCAGCGACAGGUGGAGGUGGCACCCCUGCCCUGCCACUCAGUGCCAGGUGUGUGGGUGGACAGGAGAGGGGAGAGUGAAGUGUGAGGUGAGACACCACACGGGUGCAGUGUGAUGGUGCGUGAUGGUGUGUGAGGGCAGGCAUGUGCACCGCCCCUGACCUGGCCAGUCUGCGUGAGGGGCAGGGGCAGGGGGCGGCCAGGGAGCCCGUGUAGCUGACCACUAGACCACACCACCGCCACUGUUGUCCAUCACCUCCGCCGCUGCCUAGUCGUGGUCCCCCUCCCCCCAGCGGCUCAGGGUUGAUGGUGAACAUUGUGGGUGUGCGCACGCUGGUCCCACCCGCUGUGGGUGGUCCCCCCCUCACUGAGGCCAAGAUGACAGCGCGUGCCAUACUCCAGUGCAGACCCAACUCACACCCCUUCCCGGAAAGAACUCUAGUCCUCGACCAAUCAGUCAAGAUUGGUCGGUCAGUGGCCCGCGCCCGGCCUGCCACCAACAAUGCCAUCUUUGACUGCAAGGUGCUCUCCAGAAACCAUGCCCUCCUGUGGUAUGAGAAUGGCAAGUUUUAUCUGCAGGACACUAAGAGCAGCAAUGGCACCUUCGUCAACAACCAACGACUCAGCAAGGGCUCAGAAGAGUCUGCACCGCGGGAAGUGUGCUCAGGGGACAUUGUGCAGUUUGGUGUCGAUGUCAUGGAGAACUCUAGAAAAGUGACGCAUGGAUGUAUAGUUGCCACCUUAAAGCUGUACAUGCCUGAUGGACAGGAAGCCAAAGCCAGUCCAUCGACAGCAGUGGGAGGUGCUGUGUCCAGUGUGACUGCCCAAGAGCUGUACCAGUUAAGGACAUACCUGCAGGAGGCACAGCACAGGGAGCAGCAGAUAGAAACCAAGCUGGCUGCGCUGCAACGCCUCGUGUCUUCCACUCAGGAAGCCGCCACUCACAGCUGGAAGGCCAUGAUUGAUGAGGACCGGCUACUGCAGCGGUUAGAGACCCUGGAAGCUCAACUCACUACGUAUGCCAAGAAUUACCCAGAGGACAGUGUGAGGGAGGAGAUGCGGAGGCUUCUGGACGAAAAGUGUCAAUAUGAAACCACUGCCAAAGAAUCCUUAAGAAGAGUUCUACAGGAAAAACUUGACACUGCUGCAAAACUUGCAGAUUUAGAGAGAACAUUGAGUACUUCUGAGGAUGAGUUGUCUCACAUGAAGGAGAUUUGCGAGUCUUCACAAAAAGAACUUGCUGACCUCCUAGAGAAGCAAGCUGCACAGAACGAACAAGUCAUCCAGCUAACAGAGAAACUUAAGGCUGCCGAAGACCAGCUCAAAGAUGCAGAGGAAAACUACGAACAGGAGAAGAAAGAGAUGGUCAAUAAGAUUGUGGAGAAGUCUAGUGAGGAGAACAAAUUGAUGGCGAGGAUAGAGAGCAUAACAGCAGAGAAUGACUUCACAAAGGAGCAGCUGAGUGCCCUUAAGGCCAAGUAUGAAAAUAUAAAAAAUGGCGAGAUCAGUGGAUUGUUGAAGCCCUUGAAAGACCCUGCAGGUUUAGAUAUGUUGAGUAUAGAGUCAUCAGACAUGAAGCAAGCCUUGGAGACAACACAAAGGGAAAUCCACACCCUAAAAGACCGCCUUCAGACAUCUCAAGAUGAACUGAGACAAGCAGAGGCCAACGUAUCCCAGCUGAAGCAUGAGGCUGAGCUGGCAGACAGUGUGGAGGCCAGCUGCCUCAGCACCCGGGCACGCCUCCAGGAGGAAUUGUCUGACAACAAAGCUAAGUUGGCAGCAGACAAGGCAUUGACAGAACACCUGCAGUCCCAGCUGGCAACACUUGAGGACCGCCUGAGGGAGUACCAGAUGAUUUCAGAGACACCUAAGCUUUAUGAUGACAUCUAUGAUGAUAACACUCCCACAUUGGUUAGGAAGAAGAAGGACCUUCCCAAAAAUAAGGACAAGCUCAAUGAAGAUGAUGCCAAAGAUGAUGAGUGUCCCAAUGACCUGGAUGACAGUGACUCUGACUCUACACUCACCAUCAUUCCCACCAAGAGUGACAAGUCCCUCACUAUUAUCCCCACCAAGGACUGCAAGGAUUUUAAUGUCAAUGGCAGUUUGGAGGGUAAGGAUGAGAAAGAAACCGAGAUUGCUCAAGGGUCAGUAUUGUGUACUGACAUUCAAAGACUUCAAGAACUACUUGAAGCAAGUCAGAGAUCUCAGGAGACUGCUGAGAAGGAGGUAGAGCGCAUCAGAGAAGACUUGGCCCAAGCCUCCACUGCUGCCAUCACUGCCUCACAUGAAGCCUCCAAUCUACGGCAGCAGCUGGCGGCAAGUGAAGCACUCAUGAGUGAGAAGGUGAAGACGGUCGCCUCACUGCAGAGUCAAGUGAGUCGGUUGGAGGAUUCAUCCCAGGAGGUCAACACACAGCUCUCCAACCUCUCUGUGAGGCUGAGAGAGGAACAGCAGAAGGUUCAGGUGGCACAGGAAGAAACUCAAACACUUAGAAAUAAACUAAGUGAAGCUGAGGAGUUAGCCCAAUUAAGUGUACAAGAAGCAGAGUCUCUCAAGAAUAGGAUAAUGGGGCUGGAAGAAAGAUUAGAGUUCAGCCAAAUCACUUCCACUCCACUCAUCCUACCUCCACCAGCCUCACGCAGUGGUGGGAGCAAUAGUCGUUGCUUGCUGCAGGAGAGGACUUCCUCAGAGUCUAUAACUCCUCCAGCUUCUCUAGAUGCUGCUGACCACACCACCAAUUCAGUUGUUAAUGACACAGCCAUAUCUACCUCAAGAAUAGCAGUGCAAGAUGUAGCUGGUGAAUCAGCCACAUGUAAUACUGACAAUAUCACACUCACCACCAAAGAAGCUGAAUUGACAGUGCUCAAAGAGUCCAUACAGAAACUACAGGAAAAGCUUGUCCAGUCACAGCAGGAAUGUUCAGCAUUACAGGAAAGAGAGAACACACUUCAACAGAAACUUGGGAAGGAAAUCCAAAGUGAAAUAAAAGAUCAGGAUGAGCCUGCAUCCUCAGAAAAAGUGACCAGCUUGAAGGAGGAAUUGCAAGCCCUGAAAGAGGAGAGGGACAGGCUGAGGGACAAGCUCUGUCUGCUAGAUGAGGAUUACCAGGUUUUGACAGUACAAAAUAAAAUGGCUGUGGCGCUGAGUCUGGUGCCGCUGUGCAUUGUGCUGCUGGGUAUCAUCACCGCCUUCUAUGACACUAUCUCCGCUGUUACUGGCACGUCUGAGUUUCAUCCACCUUCCUAGAUCCUAGACCACACAGCAUCUGGAUUUUUUUUAUGUACUACUACAUUUAUAUUUUUAUGAUGUACUACUACUUGUUCUAGAACAUGAUGUAUCAUUAUAUUCCUGACUCGCCCACAAGUUUACACUUAAAGUCUUAUUUAUGAUGAAUACUAAGAUUUAUUGUACUAUGUUGCCUUCCAUUGCUGUUGUACCCGUGCCUCAUGUUUCUGUCCCAUAGUUGCUUUGAGUUUGUAGAACCGAGUCCUGUAACACUGCAGUACCAACUCAUUAAACGUGGAAAUGUAACAUUCAGUUGUUUGGACUUCAGAUAAACAGCCCCUGAAUAUAUGAUAUGAAAUAGCAGAAUUUCUUCUACAACAAGCCUUGUUUAUUGAAAAUACCAAAAUUCAUUAAUAUUGUCAUUUCCCUCUUGAGCAGCAAACUAAAAUUUUUCAUACAAGGUUGUUUUCUAGUAAACAGCAAACUGCUCGAUCAGUUUCCUCAGGGAAGAGGGCUCUCAACACAUCAUGCUUUUUGUUCAUGAAUUUAUCAUAGAAUUUUGCAAAACCUUUCAUAGUAGUUACUAAAAAACUACCUGCUUUAUAUUCACCAUGGUAUAAUUAUCAACCUUGAAGCCAGCCAUAAAAGCAAUGACAACCUGUAAUUGAUUCUUAUAUAUAGCAGAGGAGUGACUGCCAUGGUGGUUAAGGACUGAGUGAGAGAGGUCAACUAUUAUACAAGGAAGAUUCAUAAACUUUAAUGGUAAAUCUUGUACUAUUUUCUAAAGUAAUUUUUUUCUUUUUUAUAAGGCAUUAUUAAUUAUAGAAUCUUUUGUAAAUGUUAACUUUAGGGUGGUAUUAAAAUAAAGGUAUGGAGUAAUGGGACUAUGGUAAUGCCUGAGGAAUUAGCACUGUUAACUGGAUAUGCUGUCUACUGUGAUUGGCAUCCAUUGUGCCAUGUUUCAAACUGGAUUUUGCUUAUUUGACAAGCAUUUAAAUCUCAGGAAAUUUGAUACCCAGCCAUAGUUAUCUAUGGAGACUUUUAAUCUAUCUUAUACUAAUAUUUGUUAAUAUGACCUGUUUCUUUGUUUAUAAAUAAUUUGUACAGGAGACAUAAUUUGAUUAACGAAUAUUUUAUAAUGUAAAAAGCCAUUUUUGUAUACGUAUGUCAUUUGUAAUUGUUACCCGAUUGGUCAGGGUGGCUCACACAAGGUACAGCAAGUGUUGGAUUACCAAGCAAAACUAAACCUGUUAUGCAUACAUAGUUAUGAUUUGCACACAUUUAACUUGAAUAUUGUUGGUAACAAUAUUCAUAAUUUUUAUAUUUGGUUAUAUAUCCGACACAGGGUGAUUUCUGGAAAAUCUUAGUUUCAAGAGGAAACUAAUGAUGAAGGCAGCAACAAGCACCUUCUGUGAUUAAUACCAAACAUUUUGACAUGUCUUAUGUCAUCUUCAGUGGUCUAAAACAAGGAAAAAAUAAAUAAAUAAAUAAAAGCACAAAAAGUUAUAAUAAUAACUAAAUACAAGAUUCUGAAAAAUAAAAUCUUGUAUAAAGUCAUUAUUUUAACCUGUGCUUUCAUAUUUAUACAAGUUUUAUUUUUUCUUGUUUUAGACCACUGAAGAUGACAAGACAUGUUGAAACAUUUGGCAUUAAUUAAAGAUGGUGCUCAUUGCUGGCUUCAUCAUUAGCUUCCUCUUUGUUAGGUCAUGCAUGAAAGCAGAGGAUAAUUAAAAGCAUCAAGGCAGUGCAUAAAUUUCAAGGGAAUAUUUUGCUUGCCUUGAACAAUCAUAUUGAAUAAGAAAUAAUGAAGUUCAGAAUGAACUCUGCAUGUUAUGAUUUUCUUGUAGAGCCAAGAGGAUUCUGGUCCAUUCUGUUCAUGUGUUCCUUCAGGUUAUUAUUCCAUAACCAAAAUUUGCACAUGUUCUAUAAGGUGAAGCCAAUAUGUUGCCGUACCUGUUUUUGUCUGUGAUAAAAAUGCCUCCAUGCUUAUUUCUUCCUCAUUUAUGCUCGAUCUUUAUUAUUUUUUUUCUCAUUGCAUCAUGGUGGUGAGAAAUUCUCCUUUUGCACUUUUUGUCAUUAUGUUCUUUCAAAAACAUCAAGUACUGAUGAAAUACAAAGCAGAACAUUGUUCUAAUGAACUGAACUGAAAUUGGUGGAGAAAAAAAAAGGAAAGCUUUAUAUCCAAAGGUCAAAGUUCCAUGAAUAUGUUGCAUGGUAAAGAUUAUGAAAAUGAUGUAUUCUGGCCAUGGAUGCAUAUAUGAAAGUUACUAGGCAUUUUGUAAAGCAAAAUAUAGAGUUCAUUUCUAGAGAAACUUCUAGAGAAAAGCUUCACUCACUUUGACAUGAAUGGAGAAAACAUAUUUUAGCAUCGAUACUUUACGAAACAGCAGCCUAUCAUCUCUGGUGGAGAGCCUUUUCAUCCCAUGUAAGGUGUCUGCAAGGUCCCUCUGUGUCAAGUUCAACUGAGUCAAUUCAGGGAAAGUAAUACUGUAUAUAAAGAAGUGGCCAAAUUUCCCAUUGACAGUUGAGUUGACAGGACCACUGGCAUCCUAGUCACCUUGGUUUUAUAUCAGAUUUAAAGCUGUGUACACAAAGCUUCAACAAAGUCCUCAUGUACAUAAAACUAGAAGUGGUUGCUGGGAUGACCACUGUAUAUAAAGAUCAUGUUCUAUACUGCCAUUAUACAAUAGCAUAGAAAUGAAAUUUAUAAGAAAUAUUUAUGUUUAUUUGAUACAUUGUGAUCAUGUUACUGUUGUAGUUGUUCACUUGUCCUUAAAAGGUUUUCUUGCUUCUACAUGUUUAUGAAUAUGACCUGUAUCCAUGCUUUUCGAUUAUAUUCUCAUAUGAUUAAUUUAAUCAUAAAAAGGGAGUCACAAAAUGUAUGUCCUGACAUUCAGCACUUGUAAAUUUUAUGUACAUUACAAUUUUUAUUACUAAACGUGUACAAACAUGGCCAGACUCAAUGUCGCCAUCAAAAACUGAUGAAAAGCUCAUCCCUGUAGUGGAGUAAGUUAGUUAUCAAUGUAUAAAACCAGUCAAGAGCUCCAUCAAACAUAGAAAGUAUAAUUUUAUUGUAUUUUUUAUUACCACUAUUAGUGUUAACUUAAAACCACCAAUGUAAGGAACUCUUCUUGAGCAUCAACACAGGCCAACAUUGGUUCUGUUUUUCACACAGCGCCUCAUUUACGGGAUUGAUCACUUUAGAACAAAACAAAAAAAAAAAAAAAAGUAGACAGUAACAUGUUUCCCAAGCUUCCAAAUAAAAUUAUGCAGCAA
This is a messenger RNA of Portunus trituberculatus (swimming crab), 6724 nucleotides long. RefSeq names its product sarcolemmal membrane-associated protein-like (gene Slmap). The record is from RefSeq and is a predicted model, not a curated record. Lineage: Eukaryota; Metazoa; Arthropoda; Malacostraca; Decapoda; Portunidae. The transcript has 22 exons. The coding region runs from base 530 to 3469 and encodes 979 amino acids. Gene Ontology annotation, molecular function: protein binding.